Loa loa (African eye worm) is the source of this 1107-nucleotide messenger RNA. RefSeq lists its product as hypothetical. The transcript has 2 exons. Lineage: Eukaryota; Metazoa; Nematoda; Chromadorea; Rhabditida; Onchocercidae. The coding region runs from base 1 to 1107 and encodes 368 amino acids. The record is from RefSeq and is a predicted model, not a curated record.
AUGGCUCACUCAACGCUUACCGAGCUUUUACCUUCCGUAUCACUACCGGAAGUGGCUACGGCCACAUAUCCGGCAGAUACAACUGAUCCCGAUGAUCAUGCUGAUGACGAUAGUGAUCUGUUGUACUUGUACGAUCGGAUCACCAGCUCAGACCAAUCACCGGUAUUUGUCGCCGCUGAUCUGAAUAUCUUACCGCUUCAGCUAAUUAUCGAUAAAGAUGAUUCGAAGAGUGAGCUGUUAAGAGAAAUCCGCCAAUUGAAACGGUUCAUCCAGGAUGCUCUCAACGGACGGGUCGAUGAACCACCGAUAACCCAGGCUGAUAGUGGUGUACAAACAAUAAAUGAGGCACAGUCUGAUUGUGACCCUCAUGGACAAUCAUCCUCCGGUUACUGUUUAGCAUCACCAAAAUCAAGUUUCAAAUCAUCCACCAAUGCUUCCACAUCUUCACCAGAAUUACCAGCAUCAACAAGUUCAAUAAGUAGCACACCAUGUUCAUCAUUAAUUCCAACAACGAUGGCAUCACCUGUUUCACCCUAUCAUCAUCCAGAAAAUAAUCAAACUAUUACUGGUCUAAAUAGUAGUAUCCUUGGUGGUACUCUUACAUUAAAUGAUAAUAUUAGCCUAAGCAAUGGUAGUAAUCGGGAUGGUACUAGUACGAGUAGUAUAACUACUAUCGGUAAUCAUAAUCGACGUAAACGUGAUGGUUGCGGAAAUCGUCUUGAUGCUAUGGUUCGAAAAUUAGCUAAUCGGCAAAAAGAAAAAGAAGCAGCCGCUGCUGCAGCUGCUAUAUUAGCUAGUGGAUCAGCUUGUAUAUCCAUGUGUUCAGGAUCAACCAUAUCAACAAUCUCAUCUGUAUCUUCCUCAUUAUCACCAUCAUUGUCAUCAUCCACUACCACUACUGCUACAAGCCUAGUAAUACCACCUGAACAAUCAUCACCACCAGCUAAAGGUAUUUGGCAUACGCAAAUGAUUGAUCCGGUUGCAUAUGUUAAUAUGUUACGUACAAUGUCCGGUGCCGCCGCUGCUGCGGCGGCGGCGGCAACUGCCAUUUCGUCACCCUCAUCAAUCUUUCCAUCAAUCAACAAAACGAUGCAAAAUGAUCGGUAA